AGUUCAUCUCAUGCUGCUGGCGCUUCCCGAUCGCAGGCAAACAUUUUCAAUGGCGUGUGUGUGUGUGUGUGUCUAUGCAUGUGCGCCCAAGCUGCUGUUCUCAUGACCUCCUUAAUGGCCCCCCCAAAUUGCUAUUUUUUUUCAUCUGGAAUGUGUCUGGCCUGCUGAGCUUCCUCCGUUAACCCUUCACUGCACACGCUCAUACACGUGACCCCAAAUCGUGACCUUUCUCCCUUUGACUCCGAAAGGGCAGCCGGGUUCCACUAAAAGAAUGCAGAGAAAAUGCUCAGAUAAAAGUCAUUCAAGGCCGGAGUGGCGGACUGGUGCACACGGAAGAGCAAAACUGGACGUGCGGUUUGCAUUUAUUAGAGGGCAGCUAAUGUGACUUUUAUGAGGUCACAUUUGGAAUGGAGCGCUCCUAAAAUGUUGCCUUUUUGGGCCAAGACAUUAAGCGCCGGCAAUAAAAAGAAGAAACGUGUGUUUAUCAGAACUUUUGGGAAAAGAGGUUUAGCGGCAGCAGCCAGUCUCACAUUUUAUUAAAUAACACCUAGUACGCAAAUUGUCUCCCGCCCUGCCAUCUGGAUUUUGGCCUGUUUUACUGCCACUUCUCCACUCAGCAUCUCUUUCACUGUUGCCAGGAAGAACAAGGAGAACUCAAGUCAAAAGCAAAAGCAUGCAUCUGCUUUCCGAGUUGUGGGAACACUUCAUCGAGAAGCGGCGUGGCUGACACAAGCCAGCUGUGUGCGCGCGCGUGUGCUUGUUUUGGAGGAACCAGGAAGUGAAGAGGCGCAGCCCCCUGAGCCUGAUUGCAAGGUGUGAGAUUCCGACUAAAAAAAAUCCAGAGAGAAAAAACAAAUGAUAAGAAGAAAAUGGAGUUCAAAGGAGGCAACGCAUUUCUUCCCCUUCCCACCGUGCAGCCUGGGACAUAAAGCCGAAAUGAAGUCAGCCAGCGAGCAGUUUUAUUUUUUAUUGGAAAGCAGCGGCAGGACCAGCAACGAGGGCACCAGUCCAGCUUGGAACUUCGGGGCCUACACGGCCGCCCCUGUCAUCGCCUCCAGCAGUUGGCUGAAGUAGGUCCGUUGUGUUUCCUCCACCUGUUCUGUCAGGAGACGAUAAAGACAAAACCGGUCGAGCGACAGCUGAGUCGAGCAGAGUCAUGGAGGCCAUCUGGCUGUAUCAGUUCAGGCUCAUCGUGAUCGGCGACUCAACAGUGGGCAAGUCGUGUCUGAUCCGCCGCUUCACCGAGGGACGUUUCGCUCAGGUGUCGGAUCCCACGGUGGGCGUGGACUUCUUCUCUCGGCUGGUGGAGAUCGAGCCGGGCAAGCGGAUUAAGUUGCAGAUUUGGGACACCGCCGGCCAGGAGCGUUUCAGGUCCAUCACUCGAGCGUACUACCGCAACUCGGUGGGAGGGCUGCUCCUGUUUGACAUCACCAACCGCCGCUCCUUCCAGAACGUGCACGAGUGGCUGGAGGAGGCUCGCAGUCACGUGCAGCCGCACCGCAUCGUCUUCCUACUGGUGGGCCACAAAUGCGAUCUGGACGCUCAGCGACAGGUGAGCCGGCAGGAGGCCGAGAGGCUGGCGGGGGUGUACGGCAUGCGCUACAUCGAAACGUCGGCGCGAGACGCCAUCAACGUGGAGCGUGCCUUCACCGAGUUGACCAAAGACAUCUUCGCCCUGGUGCGCUCUGGAGACAUCAGCAUCCAGGAAGGCUGGGAGGGCGUCAAGAGCGGCUUCGUCCCAAACGUGGUUCACUCCUCCGAGGAGGUGACCAAGAGCGACCGCCGCUGCCUCUGCUGAUGUGCGGCUGCGAGGCGGAGUACAGCUUUUGCUCUUCCGGGGCAAGUCGGCGGAAGCACAGCUGAGCGGCGGUGCUUGUUUUUGACGCGAGUGGAGUAAGACACAUCCCAAAUAUUAAUGAAGUACAGACCCUUGUCCGGGCUCUCACAAUUCAAGUGGGUCUCCUCCUUCAGUAUGCAAUUCCAUCAUGACACACAAAUUGGAGCCACUUGGAAGGACUCCUUGAGCGAAGCCGCAUUGCAAGCCAGAAAGCUCGUCGAGAGUCGGUGGAAACUUACAUGGACUUGGAAGCAACUAAAACACUUCCACACAUCAAGAUGGACUCGAGAGUACGACCAUGCAAUGUUGGUCCAGCUGGCAUGCAGUCACUAUUCAUCCCCCAUCCGCAAUUUUUGUGUGUCCAUCACCAUGUACUUUUGCUUAUCAUUCAUUCUAAAUGAACAUUUCUGGCCAAUACCGAAAGACAAAGCCAAGGCUGAAAACCAAAAGAGAAAGUCAACCCCAAAAGUUUCUAUUCCUAUAUGUUGUUAAUAUUACAUUUGUGGAAUAUGAGUUAAGCAGCAAAAGUCAAGUGUUUUUUUUUUUUUUUUUUAUUCAUCUCUUUUUGACAGUCAACUGAAAAUGAUAUCACACUUGCUUCAGGUAACAACCAAAUACGGCUCAGCUUUAGAAAACUGGUGAGUUGUGAUUGGCUGUGACGGGAGCCCUGCAACUGUGAUUGUCAUUUUCAGCAAAAUGGCCACUCCCUGAGAUGGAUGAAAACAAGUGGAUUUUGCUUCUUUAAUCUAUCUUCCACAAACAAAACCUUAAUCAGAACACUGUUUUGACUAGUAGGGCUACACAGAACAUUAGAACAAAGAAAACUUUCCGGUUGACUUUCCCUUCGCUCACUUCAGCAGUCAAUCAAUCUACGUGUGGAUGACCAAGGUGCCCCAUUGGCAGCCACAUCGGAUCACCCCUCCUCGUUGUUUGCCAUUCCAAGUCUAAUUUUACGCCAAGAUAGUCCCCCAUGAUGUCCACCUGGCCAACGUUCCCCAUCAUUUAGUGUUUUCUUUCAACCUUUUUGCCCACAUCAUCAUCAUAACACUCUGUUUCAGCCAUAUACUUGCACUAUCUGAAAGCUGAGAAUGCACUUUGGGGCCAUUUUUGAUGUAUCCCAACUAAUCAUGUCAUGUGGUUAGCUUAACCAUUAGCCACCUGGCUCUGACAUCAUCACCUGGAAGUUAACCAGAAAGGUGCAGGUAGCCAUCGCUGCUGAAAUGAGUCAUCUGUCCUGAAAAGCUCAGAUCGUCUCUGAAAUAAAAUCACUGGACAUGA
This is a messenger RNA of Syngnathus typhle (broad-nosed pipefish), 3115 nucleotides long. Its product is annotated as ras-related protein Rab-39B. Lineage: Eukaryota; Metazoa; Chordata; Actinopteri; Syngnathiformes; Syngnathidae. The coding region runs from base 1157 to 1798 and encodes 213 amino acids. Gene Ontology annotation, cellular component: Golgi membrane. The transcript is spliced from 6 exons. Gene Ontology annotation, molecular function: GTPase activity; GTP binding. The record is from RefSeq and is a predicted model, not a curated record. Gene Ontology annotation, biological process: Rab protein signal transduction.